Sciurus carolinensis (gray squirrel) is the source of this 1364-nucleotide messenger RNA. It is a transcript of the gene Adat3, whose product is annotated as adenosine deaminase tRNA specific 3. Bases 81 to 1154 code for a protein of 357 amino acids. Lineage: Eukaryota; Metazoa; Chordata; Mammalia; Rodentia; Sciuridae. The record is from RefSeq and is a predicted model, not a curated record. Gene Ontology annotation, cellular component: nucleus; cytoplasm. The transcript has 2 exons. Gene Ontology annotation, molecular function: tRNA-specific adenosine-34 deaminase activity.
CGCCGCGGGGCGGAGCCAGCCGGUUGCUAGGACUUGGCGAAGCACGGUGCUCGCGCCGUCUCCCUUAGUCAGCCUCGCGGAUGGAGUCAGCGCCGGGCCUCGCGGAUCCGCCCGGCCCCGAGAAGGCUGGGAGUGCGGGAGGAGAGCCAGCGCCUUGGCGGGCGCUCCCUGUCCUGUCGGAGCAGCAGUCCGGGCGCGUGGAGCUGGUGCUGGCCCACGCCGCGCCCGUCCUUGACCAGCGCCAGACCUCUCGCCUCCUCAGGGAGGUCUCGGCCGUCUACCCGCUGCCCGCCCAGCCUCAUCUCAAGCGGGUGCGGCGCAGUGCGGAUGCGCACGGCCCCCACGCGCUGGAACUGCUGCUGUGCCUGGCGGAGCCAGCCGCAGGCACGCGCGCUCUGGCCGAGCUCCUGCCGUGGCCGGCCGUGGACCCCCAGGGCCUGGGGCAGCCCUUCCUGGUGCCUGUGCCCGCCCAGCCUCCCCUGACCAGGGCACAGUUUGAGGAGGCUCAGGCCCACUGGCCCACUUCUUUCCACGAGGACAAGCAGGUGGCCAGCGCCCUGGCCGGACAGCUCUUCUCAGCACAGGAGCGGGCGGUGAUGCAGAGCCACAUGGAGCGGGCCGUGCAGGUGGCCCGGCGGGCAGCGGCCCAGGGCCUGAGGGCUGUGGGAGCAGUUGUGGUGGACCCGGCCUCGGGCCGCGUGCUGGCCACAGGCCAUGACUGCAGUGGUGCGGGCAGCCCUCUGCUGCACGCGGUCAUGGUGUGUGUGGACCUGGUGGCCCAGGGCCAGGGCCGGGGCACCCGCAGCUUCAGGAGCCACCCGGCCUGCUCGUUCGCCCCGGCCACUGCCCCCCAGGGCGUGCAGGCGGGCACCGUGCGGAAGCUGGAGGCCGGGGACGAGGACGGCCUGCCCUACGUGUGCACCGGCUGCGACCUCUACGUCACCCGCGAGCCCUGCGUGAUGUGUGCCAUGGCCCUGGUGCACUCCCGCAUGCGGAGAGUCUUCUACGGGGCACCCUCGCCCGAUGGCGCCCUGGGCACACGCUUCCGCGUGCACGCCCAGCCCGGCCUCAACCACCGCUUCCAGGUCUUCCGCGGCGUUCUCGAGGACCAGUGCUGCUGCCUGGACCCUGACACCGAGGCCCAGCGGCACUGAGACUGCGGGCUGCCCUCCAGGGCUGCCCUCCUGCCUGUCUCUCCUCACCGUGCACCCCGCCCGCCUCCGGGGCCAGGCCUGCUGCUCUGCCGGCGGGCAGGGAGGUCGACAGUCUCGGGUCCUCUGCGCUUGUGUCAGGAACGGCUUCGAUGUGUGAAAAUAAACCACCCAAAACCCAGCUGCUGCCUGCCUAGAGCCCCCGUGUGCUGC